Prorocentrum cordatum is the source of this 2238-nucleotide messenger RNA. The record is from the annotation of a GenBank genome assembly. Lineage: Eukaryota; Dinophyceae; Prorocentrales; Prorocentraceae.
CUCAUUGUCCGUUCCUUCUCAUUCCGCAUCCCACCCCAUCCCCGUCUCCAACCUAUCUCCCAUCUUCUCCAUUGCUGUUUUAGCUCCAGGUAUUUGGCUUUUUUCUCGGACGCCGAAGCUGUGAUUGUUCAUUGCUCUUCACAGCAUUGGGGCCUUGCCCGCUAGAAGCGUAUCGCCCCAUGAACUCCAUACCGGUGUCGUGUGGGGGUGGAUCCCAAGCGGAAUCGAAGCUGCACGGGGACGAGACGGGGAAGCCGGCGGUGCCACUCCGCUCGAUGGAUUAUGUCUGUCUAUACGCAGCUUUUCUCUUGGUCGGUUGCGGCUCAGGCUGGCUGUUGUGCAACGGCAUCUACGCCGGUUUCGGAGCGAACUACGCAAGUGUGCAAGACUCAAAUUUCUUCGGCGCUACCACGCUGAUUCAGGGUUUCUUAUCUAUCGGGCUUGCUUUGCUGUAUCCAGGUGCCUGCGGCAAAUUCCGCCACCUUUGCUUGCUAGUCACCCUUGCGUGCUGCUUGUCCUGGUCCUUGUGGAAAAAACCUUGCCACGGGCAAGGGACCCUCGGACGGACUGGGUGGGCAGUGCACGCGGAACUGCUUUACCGGGAAGGCGGACGGGGGGGCUUCACAAGAUUGACAGAUCAUUUACCAGACAGCAUUUUGCAUUUUAUUGUAGCCUGUCCACAUCGUGCAGGCAUGGUAGCGUAUUUACUGUUCACCGCCCUCAGACCCGACGGACUGUCGAAGCGCGGCGCCCAAUUGGGGGUCGGCGCUCUGUGUUUCCUGACUGUAUGCGGCCAGGCCGUGCUGGCCUGGGCUUGGGACGUGCGGGACGCCGAGGGCAACUACCCCGCCCUCCUGCUGGUGUUCGCCUUCGGGCUCGUGGUCGCGACGAUGACCUCCUUCGUCGCCUACCCCCUGGUGACCACGAGCGACGAGCACGACCCUCGCCAUGCCCCCGACGGUCGGGACCGCCGAGGCGCGAUCCCAUGGAUGCCCUGCGCGCGAGGCACGUGCGCAGGGCCCUCCCGCCUUCCAGCUUGGCAUCGCUCGGACGUGUGCAUUUUUCCUUCGGCGAGAAAAACCAGGCACGAAACCGAAAAAAACAGGGAAUGGACGUCCGAGCGAUGGCGAGCCAGAGGGGUCGCUGCCGAGCGAUGCAGACCGCGAGGGCGUGCACGCGGGCACGCCCCCCCCCGAGGUGACCGUGCACUACGGCGGCCGGCUCAUCGCGCCCUUCCGGGCGGGCACGGACCUGUCGCAGAUGCUCUGCGCGCUGCUCUCGGAGGCGCAGGCCCCUCGGGGCGCGGGGGGGCCGCUCCUGUUCCCCUCGUGGGUGCUGCAGGUGCUGUACGCCGCGCUCGCGGCGGCGGGGCUGGCCUCGUGGAUGAUGGGCGUGGUCGGCAGCGCCGCGGGCCUGCGGCGGCCCGAGGCGCAGCAGCCCGAGCCGCGCGGGCCCCCCUCGAAGGCGGAGGCCGCUCCGGGCGGCCGCCGCGGGCGGCUGCGCGGCUUCGCCUGCCCGGCGUCGCUGGCGUGGCCGGUGCUGCUCGGUGGCGUCGUGACGCAGGUGAACCUCUGGGCACUGACGGUCCCGGUGGGCAACAGCUCGGCCCGGAUGACCGACCCGGAGUCGUGCGGUGGCGAUCAGGCAGCCGUCCUGUACAAGGUGGGCCUGACGCUCCAGUACUGCCUGGUGCCCCUCGCCUCGCUGCUGUCCAGCCUCGCCAGGUGCCCGCGGCCUCUCUUCUACGGCCUCUUCGCGCUGCAGUGCGCGUGCGUGGCCGCCGUCUGGCUGAGCCUGCUGGGCGUGGGCCGGGAGGCCCUCUGGCAGACGGCACCGGGCCGCACCGUCUGGUGCGCCGCGUUCGCCCUGAUCGGGGGCCUGGAGGGCUACCUGCUGACCAUGACCUACCGCUACGUCGGGGACGACCCCGGGCUCGCCGCCCACCUCCGCGACGGCGCCUGCCGCCUCAUGAGCUGGGGCGGCGUCAUGGCCACCAACCUCCUGUCGCUCGCGAUCGGCAUCUGCAUUCUCAGGGGCGGCCUCGCCUGCGUGGAGCCGGACACGUAGGCAUCUGCUGCAGCCCUGAGCAAGUGUGUGUGUGUGUGUGCGCGUGUGUGUGUGUGUGUGUGUGUGCGAGCGUGUGUGCUGUUGGUGUUGGUGUGUGUGUGGUGGGUGGGGUGUGUGGGCGUUGUUCGGUGUUUGUGGGUUGUGGGUGUGUGGUGUGUGUUGGUGUGUUUG